This is a messenger RNA of Paramormyrops kingsleyae, 3576 nucleotides long. It is a transcript of the gene khnyn, whose product is annotated as KH and NYN domain containing. Gene Ontology annotation, molecular function: RNA endonuclease activity; mRNA binding. Gene Ontology annotation, cellular component: nucleus; cytoplasmic ribonucleoprotein granule. The record is from RefSeq and is a predicted model, not a curated record. NCBI's taxonomy places the organism in Eukaryota, Metazoa, Chordata, Actinopteri, Osteoglossiformes, Mormyridae.
UUCAACUAAAAGUUUCUUUUUUAUCAACAACAUCCGAUGCUUUACGAAAUAGCAUUUUGGAUACCUAAAAUUCUUACUAACAUGUUAUCUGUUAAAUGAUUGACAUACUUUUUCUGUCAAUAUCAAAUACUAUACGGAAGUAAAUUUGACCGAGGAAUAAACUAGAUACACGAAGUCGCGUCCAAAUUAAAGCUUUAUCGUCUGCGGAAGUGCAUUUCCAGAGAACGAAACUAUGAUAUAGCGUCGCUUGCCUAUGUAAGGGACCGAAAGGAAGGGACUACUCUAUGUCUGUCACACCUGAUCGCAACCCUACUAUUCUGUCAUGGCUUCAGCGGAGUUCUACAUAAUGUCAGGGGGACAGAAGGAAGAAGGGGAAAAGGCAGAGGACCAGCUUGAAGAUGAAUUUGCUUGUCCAAGAGCAGCGAGAGGAUUACUGCAGUCCGUGCAGCCCAUGGUUGAGCGUGUCUUUGCUGUCAGCUUCGUGAUUGGGGCCACAGAAAAACAAUUUAUAUCCCAGAAUGAACAUAUUUGGGUUAAGAUGAGAGGAGGAAGGACAUAUGUGGAGGCAGCUAAGCUUUUUGUAAAAGGUUUGACAACCCAGGAAGUACAGCAAGAGGUGACAUACCCAAAAGAACUACACUGUGUGUUUUCUGGUGCCAGAGGGCUCUUCAUGGACUGCCUGAUGAAAAAUACUUCAGCGCACAUGGUGGUGGGAUCUUCAGGAUCCUUGCUUAUUUCUGGCUUGACAGUACCAGUGGGCCAGGCCUAUUCAUUCAUUUACAACCUGGUGGAUAAGUACAAAAGCAGCAAGGGACUGUACAAUGAGGUGGGGUCUGGGUCAUCUGAUGAGUCCCAGGAUAUUAAACAGGCCUUCGAGGCCAUGGUUGAACGUUGGGAGAAUCGUUACGCUCCUGAACUUCUGGAUCUGCCUGGUGCUGUGAAAGAGAUCCUGCUAAAUAUGGUGAGAGAGUCUAGGCUGGAUACACUAACAGAGGACAGAGAUAAAUACAGACAGCCAGAAAUGGACAUCAGCAGACACACAGCUGGGGAUGCAGAGUGGCUCAGAAAGGGCUGCCACAAUUUUGAGAAGUUCAUUGAUAUGGAGGGUGACAUGGAGCAAUCCAGAGAUCAAGCCCCACAUGCCUCAUCACUCCACAGAAUUUCACCAUUCCAUCCAACACAUUUUGGCCCAGGGGUCAGUGGAGAGAGUAAAGGAUGGCAGAUUGGUAAGGAGAGAAUGGGUGAUGGGAAAGUUUCAAUAGAAGCAGAGCCCCGCAAUCCAUUAUUCUGUAUUCCCAUCCGGGACAUUGGCCACCAAGAGAGGUUGGCUUGGGAGGAGGGACCACAUGGCCAUAUGCCAGAAGAAGUGGGAGAGAAAGAGGGGCUGGCUUUGUCAGUGGGCAGCAGGGAGGAAAUUGGCCUCCAGCUGAAUUUCUUCACAGCUAUGGGGUACAGCGAAGAUGUGGUGAGGAGAAUCCUGGCAAGAACCGGCCCAAAAGAGGUCUCUCAGAUAUUGGACCUGGUCCAGCAGGAGCAAGACAAGGUGGCAGAAGAAAGGAUGGAGGAGAUCCCACAGAUAGCCACCGUUAAUGCACCACUGAAUGUGCAGUGGGAGCAGAGCAACAGACCAGCAGGGGAGGAUUUUGUGCUGGGUGUUUUGAAAGAAGCAGCGGCCAAAUGUGGAUUCUCAGAAGAGAAGGUGAUGGAGGUAUACAGCAACUUACCAGGGCUUUCCACUGGAGAACUACUGGAGGAGUUGCAUAAAGAUGCCCAGCGGGCCAAGGGAGGGGAAAAGGGGAGAAGGGCAGGAGAUGAGAAAGAGAGGCCCUGCACAGACCCGCAAAGAAAUUUAGAUUUUGCAAGAAUUCCAGAGGCAGAUGGCAAGGCUGUGGUGUUCAAAGAGAGAAGGCAGUGCCAAGGAAGAAAUGAGAUGAAACCAGAUCAGGAGAUGGGGAAGUGCUUUCCUGAACUACACACCAUGUCUGGGGAGCCAGUAGCAGCUAAUGAGGCAGCAAGUUGCUUUCCCAACUCCUGCACCCACAUCCAGGGUCCUCCUGAGUCUACUUACCCUUUGAAGAUAAUACCCUCCUUCAAGAAACACCCCCAUGAUAGAGCAAGAUUUAGGGAACAAAACAGGCCAAAUGAUAUUGGCGCUGAGACCAUGGUCACAGGCGAACAGCGGUUCCAUGAUGGACUGCAAAAGCCCUUUGAACUUAAGCUAACAGAUGACCCUGGAGACCCCAGCCUACGACACGUGAUCAUUGAUGGGAGCAACCUUGCCAUGACCCAUGGUCUGGGCCACUUCUUCUCAUGCCGUGGGAUCGCCCUGGCUGUUCAGUACUUUUGGAACCAGGGUCACCGCAAGGUCACCGUCUUUGUCCCCCAGUUUAGACUGAAGAAGGACCCAAAGGUCACAGAGAAACACUACCUGACAGAGCUCCAGAACCUUGGCUUAUUGUCCUUUACUCCAUCCAGGGACGUUGAGGGAAUGAGAUUCACCUCCUAUGAUGACAGGUUUUUGCUGCAACUAGCCCAGGGCACGGAUGGUGUUAUUGUAACAAAAGAUAACCUGAGGGAUCUCGUGGAUGAGUCACCAGCAUGGAGAGACAUCAUCAAGAACAGGCUUCUUCAGUACACGUUUGUCGGAGACCUCUUCAUGGUGCCGGAUGACCCUCUGGGGCGUGGGGGACCCCACCUGAGGGACUUCCUCCGCUCCCAGCACAGAUCUCCAGUCCCAGGGAGCCAUACCUUCGCUGGUUUGGCUUCCUCUCCACAUGCCUCAUCCUCUCCUCAUGCGCAGACAGAAGUGCUGCAGUACCGUGACCAUACAAUGGGGAGUCGAUCUUUUCGGCCAGUUCCUCUGGAGAGAGGGAGGGGAAGGGGGAGGGGAAGAGGAAGGGGUGGGAUCAGAAGGGUGCCAGAAAGUGAGGGCACUGGAAGGGAGCGGACCACAGCGGAAUCUUCUCGUCUUAGGGAGGAACUGUCACAGGUGUUUCAAGGACAGGAUAGCGUGGUGACAACGGCCCUCUUCUGUAACCCCUGUCUCAAUGACAUUAACUCACUCUCCCAUGUAAUCCUUGAGUUGCUGGCAGAACAAGAUGAAGAUACUAGGCCAUAAAAUUGGGGGUGCGUAUUAUAUAUUCAACAGUUAGGUGCCAUUAGGAAUCAUUUCUUCAGGAAUUUCGUGAGAUGAAAUUGAUUUUUAGAGAUUACAUGAGCAGUGAUGGUCUAUUUUAGAAAUAGGUUGAUUAGCUAGAGUAGACAGACAGACAUACAGACAGACAGAGACAGACAGACAUAUAAAGCAACUGAUUGCCAAUGUGUCAUUGUGAAUAACUUUAUAAUAUAUUUGUUCAAAAAUUUAUUUAAAUUUAAAAAAUAAGUAUAAGUGCUAUUGUUAAAUUCUUCCUCUGGUGUUUUGAAUCACUAUGGUGUUUAUUCUUCCAGUGAGAAUUUUAAGCAAAGAAGUAUCACUGUGCACUUUCAAUUUAUGUCUUAUUGCUCUGCUUUUUUGAAGCUUUUUUUUUGUGAAACAACUGUAUUGGCAAAUAAUAUUAAAAAUGUGUAAAAUUAUAA